Telopea speciosissima is the source of this 680-nucleotide messenger RNA. Its product is annotated as protein GDAP2 homolog. Bases 65 to 631 code for a protein of 188 amino acids. NCBI's taxonomy places the organism in Eukaryota, Viridiplantae, Streptophyta, Magnoliopsida, Proteales, Proteaceae. The record is from RefSeq and is a predicted model, not a curated record. The transcript is spliced from 3 exons.
GACAAAUAGAUCCCUAUAGUCAUGAAUAUUUGAGCUUCUCUAUACCAACUAACAAUUGCAGAUCAUGGAGAAAUCGGACAUUUUCAAAGUCCAGGGAAGGGACAAGCGUGGGCGAAAGAUUCUCCGCGUCAUUGGAAAGUUGUUCUCUGCAAGGAAUUUGAGUGGCGAGGCUCUGAAGAAUUAUUUGGAGGAGAAGAUCUUCCCUCAGUUGGAAGACCGUCCAUUCUCGGUGGUUUACGUGCACACGAACGUGCAGAGGAGCGAGAAUUUCCCAAAAAUCUCAACCCUAAGAUCGAUAUACGAAGCUAUCCCGAUCAAUGUGAAGGAAAAUCUCGAGGCGAUUUACUUUGUUCAUCCGGAUUUCCAGUCCAGGCUUUUCUUCGCCACUUUCGGUCGUUUUCUCUUCAGCGGAGGGUUGUACGGGAAGCUAAAAUACAUGAGCAGGCUGGAGUUUCUGUGGAAGCACGUACGGAGGAAGGAAAUUGAGAUACCGGAAUUCGUGUACGAUCAUGAUGAGGAGCUGGAGUACCGUCCGAUGAUGAACUAUGGUUUGGAAAGUGAUCACCCUAGGGUGUACGGUGUGCCAACGGACUCUCCCGUUUCUCUGUACUCCAUGAGAUGUAUCUCCUAGGGGCUUUUAUUAGUUACUGAUAAGAGUUGGUGAGCUGUUGGUCUCUAGA